AUGAAUCCGUACAACACCAACAACACCAACCCUGGCUACAAUUAUUCGCAGCAGACGCCCGGUCCACCGCAGCCUCAAUGGCAAGCACCUUCACGGAGAGGAUGGGGCGAUCCGAGAAUACAGCAACAGCCAACGUCCCCUGUCUCUCCGUACGGCCAGACCUCAUUAAAUUCCUUUGGACCGCCUCUACCACCGCCUCCACCACCACCGCCUCCUCCUUCCACGCAGCAGUCUCAGUAUGAUACAUCCGCAUGGGGCGUCCGCUACAAUCAAGGAUUGGUACCCCAACCAUAUGAAGAGAAGCCUCCCCUUCCACCGCGGCCAGAGAGCGCAGCAGGCCGAAUCAGCCCGCAGCCUGGUCACGGACACGGCCACGCUCACAACCAGUCUCUGAGCUCCUCUCACCAGCCGCCGACCUCCUCUACCACCACCACCCAUCCUUCGACCCAGCAACCGCAUUACGCAACCUCAUGGGGAGAUCCCUAUCAAGCGAAUCUGUCUCCUCAACAGUCCACCUUCCCUCCUCCUCCGCCCCCACGACCAGCUGAGUAUCAGGCACAGGCGCAGGCACAGGCACAGGCACAGGCUCCAGUAUCUGCACCACCACCACCACCAGUAGUGCAGCCUCUUUACAACCGGGUCAGCACUCCGCAUCAAGAAUACUCGCACCACCCUCCCUCUCAUCAGUACGACCCUGCGCCCCAGCAUCAAUGGGGACCACCACAACCCGCAGGCCCUUCCUACUAUCCCACAGCGCCGCCCGCGGCCCAGGUCUCCGCGACUGUGGAUGCCCCGUUGGUCUCUCCGAUAGAGGGAAGCAAUGUCUACUGGGGUCAUCAAGGACAUGGGAGUACGGCCGGUCAGAAGGCGAACGAUAAGCAAAAUCAAUCACAAGCCCUUAGUUUUGGUGGUCCUUCCGAUUGGGAGCACUAUGAGAGCAAUCCUCCGUUAGAGACACCAACCAGCCCUCCAAUUCCUGCUGUGACUGCAUACUACCAUGACCAACGUGUCCCAUCGCCUGCCCCUACACCUGCCCCGCCAGCGGUAUCUACGUCCCAUACUCCAUUGUCAAUGACCGGGCGCCCUACGUCGCCAGUCGAGAUCGGUCCUAACAGCCCUGUUACGCCACGGAAAGACUCUCGGGCACACCCACAAGGAAGUGCCGUUGCCGUUCAACCGCCUCAACCCGUUGAAGAGAGACCGUCUUCAUCUGGCCACCCCUCAGUUCGCUCGGAUAGCCUGAACAUGAACGGCAAUGGGAAUAUUGACAGUGUCAUUCAAGCCUGGACUAGCCCUCUUAGGCCUAGCCAUCCUCCAGAACAGACUGUCCGGCCGGAAUCUCGUACCUCAGGUCGUGUGGCAUCUCCAGAGCUCUCCCCUACCGCUAAAGUGGUCGACCCCUACGCCGACCUCGAGCCAGAAUUCAAAGCUUCUUUGAAGAGAUAUGGCGCCAUGCUGCGGAAGGAGUCGGGUGCCGAGUCCGAUGAAGCCAAGUUUGACAUUUUCCAAGCCUUCGUCAAGAAGGAACUUCGACUGAGGAGCUUGUUGUACGGUAUCGAACUGCCCAAUGAGACGAAGGAUGCGGCCAAGGCCAUUCCGGCGGAGACGGCCAGAGCGAUUGAGAGUGUCAGGCAGGAGAAACCUGCAAUUGAGCAGCCUCAACCCCCGGUUGCCGAGGCUGCGAGCAAACCUACACAAAUUCCAGUGCCUCCUCCUACCGCCACCAAGCCAGUGGAAGAUGUGCCUCAAACUUUCCAACCUGCUCGACCGUCAGCCCCGCCAGUUGUGACAAAGCCCGUGCUUGAAGCACGACGGCCGUCCAAAGAUGAAUCCUUCGUUAUCCUGGAUUCUGGAGGCAAUGAGGAUGGGGAAUAUAGUCCUGGUGGCCGUCCCAGGAUGGUUAAGAAACCGCCGGUAACCACUGCCCCGCCCGCUACGGCUGUCGACACUUUUCCUCCUCGUGGUCAAAGCCUUCCGAAGAAGCCUGAUACUGAUGCACUGUCGCCGAGCAUCAAUGCCCCCAUGGUUAUUGAUGAUUAUCGAACACCAGGACCUCCUUCCCCUGGGAUUAAUGCCCCUAUCCUUGUCCUUCCAGAAAUGGCACCUCCAUCCGGUGCAUCUGGGACAUCGACGCCAGGCAACAAGCCUAGUAAACCAAUCAAGUUCGAACCUGCUCGACCAGCUUAUACGCCAUUUCGCUACAGCGCUGCGACUCGGGAAGAGAAGCCAACACCUUUGCAGCCAGCAGAUAAAGCUUAUUCAACCUUGCGACAUUCGGUAAUAGAUUCAGGUCGGUUGAUGAAAGCGGACAAUUUGAUACCUCCUGCUCGGCCGAGUACAGCAAGUGGCAAGAGAGAGCAUGAAGAAGCCUUCAUCGGACUGAUUCGACAACAGAGUAUGGCUGUAAGGCAGAAAACGCCCGGUCCUGGGGGCAUACCUGGGGCUAUCCGACCCGGUGGUGCCGAUGCUGCACGUCGCCCACCACCUCCUUCGAUGAGAGUCGGAACACCAGCCAAUGCCUCACCCAAAGACCCAUUGAAGCAAGCUGUGAUGGGUCUGAGGUCAAUUCUACCGAUCGAAGCUCCCCCGGCGACUCCAAUCGAAGGUCCUGGACACCCCAAGCUGAAAAUGGUCAAAGCAAAGGUUGACGAUGUCCUUGAUGAAUUCGGAUUCAUUCAUGCAAAGGUUGUUGAGUGGGAUAAAACCAAUCGGGUAGUCCGAAACGAGCAAGAUGCUGAACGCCACGCUCGGCAAGUCGAGUCUGAAGCCCACAUUGAUGGGCUUUUCAAUGAUAAUGAAAUUGGCUAUGCCGACAUUGGUAAUCUUGAGGCCGAGUUCAAGCUGUCAGAGGCUGAAAGGAGAUUCCGGGAGAACCAAGAAGAGCUCGAGUCUUUCACAACACAAGUCUUCAAUCCAGUCACUGAGAGGUUACAAAAGGAGAUUGCUGAGUUAAUGACGGCAUACACGUUGGCAAUUGACUUGCUCGACCUAGAAAGCGAGCCUGUCAGUCGUCUAUUCAAGGGCAACAAUGAAAAACCACGUAUGUCUGAUGUGAUGAGUUGUGUUCUGGCCCUUUUCAACAAGAUCGAAAUCCGCCAUCAGAAGGUCGCAGAAGCACAGGUGGAACGAGAGCGGCGACGCAAACAUCUCGAGUUGACCGUCCUCUACACAAAUGGUGACACAGCGGGUGUCAAGACUCUUGAGAAGGAUUUCGCUGUCGCUGAGAAGCUUCAAGUCUUGCAUGAGGCGCGCGGAAAGGACAAUCGAGCUAAUAAGCUGAUGGACUCUUUCGACCGUGCCACCGUUCGCGGACUGGGCGAUAAUCAAACCUUCGUCGAUGAUCUUCUGACCAAAUUGCAGGAACUGAACAAAGUCAUCGCCAACGGAGCCGCCUCCCAGAAUCCUGACAGCGGCGAAACCCUCUACGAAAGGGACGGGGCGCGCGAUACACUCACGCUAGCCCAAGAGGUCGUCAAUACGGUGAUUACCGACUCACGACGUCUCCUGGCCCUCUCAAACGAAGCCGACGUGCUCCUCAAUGAAUCCGACUUCGGUGUCUCCGUGGCAGAGGCCCGCACCGCCAACGCCGACACAGCGACGUACGCCAAGCUCGAGUCCGAAAAAGCCAAAGAAGACGCCAAGCUCGUCCAAGAAAUGAACACCCGCGUCAACAGCGUCAAUAAGUCUCCGGCGGACGCGCUAGUGUUGAUAAAGGACCUGAUCGAUGGGAUUGGGAGUGAUCCGGACCAUAAGGAUCGCAUAAAGAAGGCCCUCGAGGCGGCGAAGCAGCGGAAUUCUUAG
This is a messenger RNA of Exophiala aquamarina CBS 119918, 3801 nucleotides long. RefSeq lists its product as uncharacterized. The record is from RefSeq and is a predicted model, not a curated record. The transcript has a single exon. NCBI's taxonomy places the organism in Eukaryota, Fungi, Ascomycota, Eurotiomycetes, Chaetothyriales, Herpotrichiellaceae. Bases 1 to 3801 code for a protein of 1266 amino acids.